AUGAGGAGAGAUCUUGGGGUGGCACUGCUCGUGUUGCUGUCUGCAGCUGUGAAGUCCAACAGCAUGUCUCCACCAGGGAAACCGGUCCUCCUCGGCUGCAGGUCCCCCGACAAGGAGACGUUUACCUGCUGGUGGGAGCCAGGCUCCGACGGUGGGCUGCCCACCACACACCACCUGUAUUACGAGAGAGAAAGAUUGGAGGGAACGUAUGAGUGUGCGGACUAUCAGUCGGCGGGGAGGAACUCCUGCUUCUUCAACAAGAACCACACUUCCAUCUGGGUCGACUACUACCUGACAGUGAUGGCCUCCAAUGCCCUGGGGAAUGCCACUUCAGACCCUUUUAAGAUGGAUGUCAUGGAAAUCGUGAAGCCUGAUGCUCCUGAAAACGUAACGGUGCUGGUGGAGGAGAGAGAGAACAGUCCGUGUCUCCAUGUCAGAUGGGAUCCUCCAUCUAACACAGACACCAAGUCCGGCUGGGUCACCAUUAAAUAUGAACUAAGAGUCAAAAAAGAAAACAGCAGCAAGUGGAAGAAGUACACGUCAGGUACACAAAGUCAUUUCAGCCUGUACAGUGUCCAUCCUGGGGGGGUGUACACGGCGCAGGUGCGCUGCAGACUAGAUCACAGCUUCUGGAGCGAGUGGAGCAAUACUACCUGUGUGAAAAUCUCUGACUAUCUUCAGAAUGAGAGACCAUUUUGGAUAUUGGUUUCUAGCCUCUCUGCCAUACUGUGUAUAACAGCAGUGUGUUCCUUAAUCGUGAAGAGGAAAUAUGUGAAGCUGUGUGUUCUGCCACCUGUUCCUGGUCCAAAGAUAAGAGGAGUCGAUGCUCAACUUCUUAAGAGUGGGGGACCCGAAGACGUCGACAACGCCCUCAUCAUCAACCAGAGCUUUCCUCCUGUGGUGGUCUGGAAGGACCAGAUGGAGGAGUAUCUAAUUGUGACUGAAAAUGAAGAUGGGCUUCUCUCCAAUUCUCAAAAAAGGAGCAAAAGCUUGAUUAUUUCCGCUUGCUUCCACUUAGCCUCUGAAAUCCAUUGUAAGGAGUCCACCUUCAGCCACAGUGCCUGGGAAAAGGCUGAGGAAAGAAAGAAUGAAAUAGAAAGCACCAACAAACCAUUCACAAACAGCGGUUAUGUGGAUAUUCAACGACAUGUUGAAAACAUACAAGGGGUGCAUGUGAAACAGGUGGACUACCUCAGAGUUAAAGAGGUGAACGGUGACAAUGUUCUCAUCCUCGAGACAGAAAACGUCCCAUUUAAGACCUUUGGCUACAUGGGCGUUCAGAGACAAGAGAGAAUACCAGAGGACUACAGCAGGGUGAAAGAGGUGCACAGUGACAAUAUGGUCGUCCUGCAGAAACAAAAUGUGUCAGUUGACUCAUCCUGUAGAGAGAAGAGAAACCACUACACAGACUGUGCCCUUCACAAUCCAAGAAAGGUUCCUGUGUGCACAGAAAUCAUCGAUAGCGAAUAUGUAGAUACCAUCCCUGCCCCACCUUUAAUGUAA
Cottoperca gobio is the source of this 1503-nucleotide messenger RNA. It is a transcript of the gene prlrb, whose product is annotated as prolactin receptor b. Gene Ontology annotation, biological process: cytokine-mediated signaling pathway. Gene Ontology annotation, molecular function: protein binding; cytokine receptor activity. The coding region runs from base 1 to 1503 and encodes 500 amino acids. Gene Ontology annotation, cellular component: external side of plasma membrane. The record is from RefSeq and is a predicted model, not a curated record. The transcript is spliced from 8 exons. NCBI's taxonomy places the organism in Eukaryota, Metazoa, Chordata, Actinopteri, Perciformes, Bovichtidae.